Molecule: messenger RNA, 1855 nt
Organism: Fopius arisanus
Lineage: Eukaryota; Metazoa; Arthropoda; Insecta; Hymenoptera; Braconidae
Gene: Ogg1
Product: 8-oxoguanine DNA glycosylase
Exons: 2
Coding region: 448-1449 (333 amino acids)
Biological process (GO): nucleotide-excision repair; base-excision repair; base-excision repair, AP site formation
Cellular component (GO): nucleus
Molecular function (GO): 8-oxo-7,8-dihydroguanine DNA N-glycosylase activity; damaged DNA binding
Source: RefSeq, a predicted model, not a curated record
AGUACUCUAGACUCAUCACGUGUCAGAGAGUAAUUUUUAAUUAAUUUAAAAAAUCAGAAGUUAUUGUGAUGGCUCACGAAAAUCUCUCAUCUCAUCCCAUGGAGAGAAAUAUUUAGUAAAAAUUUCGAUUACGGGUUCGACUCGAAAAAUUGCAAAGACGGUAUCGUAAUUUCUCACAGAUAAUUCAGAUAAAAAAUGGAAAAACCGAACGACGGUGAUCCUUCCAUUCAGAAGCAAAAGAUUAAAACCCGUUCUUUCUCUCGAUUUAUUCCUUUUCCCGCCAAUUCCUGAAGACACCGGAAGUCAAUUGCUAAUUUUAUUUUAAUAUUGAACAAUUUUUGGGGGGAAAUAUGUCAAUUCAAGAAUAGAAAGAACAAAUUUUUCGGGGAAUGGAAUCAUUAAAUCGAAUUUUAUCUAUCGAAUUUUCCUCAUAACCUCAAUUUAAAAAUGAACAACAUGUCGAAAUCUGCGAAAACUGUUUUGAAAAUCUUCUCUGGAACAGUUCCUUGCGAUGUUAGUGAACUGGACCUGGGGAUCACCCUGAAGGGCGGUCAAAGUUUCAGAUGGAAAGAGAUCCCAGAGAAUAAAUACCGGGGGGUUUUCGCCUCCUCCAUCUGGACACUGCACCAGGACUCCUCGCAGAUCUUCUUCACAGUCCACACUUCCUCUUUGAAGUCCUCCAAGGCCUGCAAGGAGCAGUUAGAAAAGUAUUUCCGGCUGGACCUCUCCCUCAGGGACAACCUCAUCGUCUGGUGCUCAUCGGACCCGAAAUUCUCUCGAUUCUCCUCGCAGGUACGAGGUGUCAGGAUCCUGGAUCAGAACCCCACAGAAAAUCUCUUCUCCUUCAUCUGCAGCGCCAACAACCACAUCACGAGGAUCACGAAGAUGAUAGAGAGGAUGUGCGAGAAUUAUGGGAGAAAAAUCGGUGAAGUCGAUGGGGAAAAUUACUUUGACUUCCCAAAGAUCGAGGAUCUCUCCCAGGAGGAAGUUCCUCAGGUCCUGGCGAAGGAGGGAUUUGGGUACAGAGCGAAGUACAUCGGGAACUCUGCGAAGAAGUUGAUGGAACUGGGAGGCAUCGAGUUCCUGGAGAGUUUGCACAGGUAUUCUGGAAUUUCCUACGAUGAUGCCAGGAAAAAACUCAUGGUAUUACCUGGGGUCGGGCCAAAGGUGGCGGACUGUAUCUGCCUCAUGUCCCUGGGGCACCUGGAGGCCAUCCCCGUGGACACACACAUCUAUCAGGUCGCCAAGGAGACGUACCUCCCAGGUCUCAAGAAGUUCUCCACUAGUUCUGGGGUUUAUGGGGAAAUCAAUCGCUUCUUCAGGGACACCUGGGGAUCUCUAGCUGGCUGGGCACAGGCUAUCGUCUUCUGCAGCAGAAUCAAGUCACAGGAGAGGACGGGGGAAGACCUAGAGGCUCAGGGUCCCGUGAAGAAGACGAGGAAGAAGUGAUUUCUGAGGUUUUUCCAUUUUUUCAGAGUCCAGAUUUUGAUAAGUCCAAUUAUCUCCGUUGGAGGUGAUCCUAGGGGAUUAAGUGAUAAGAGAUUUUACGUAGGGGAGAAAAUUCCCUAAAAAAAAGUUUGGUUACAUUUUUUGAUAGCGCCAGCAAUUAACGAGAUAAUCGCAGGACUAAUGAAGUGGAUAAUUACUGGAAAUGCUGAAGAGAAAACCAUGAAAUUUUUUUCAUUUUCGUUUAUUAAUUAUCAGGAAGCAUGAUCAACAAUAUUUUAUGAUACAAUUUUAAAUAAUGUGUGGGUUGUGAACUGAGUUGUGCCAGGUGUAAAUGAAAAAAUAAAGAUAAAAUAUAAUUAUUUUAAAACCGAUAGCGAAGUCUCGGAAAAGAGACAACUGUACUUGA